CAUUUCAAGAAGUUACCAAAUCAGAAUCUCCUUUCUUAGUAGACGGCAGUCGGCUGCCAAAUUUCUCUCAAGAGAGUGCAAGCACAAUUUCCAAGCUAUUAAAGAAACCCAGUUAGUUAUAUAUGUAAUAAUUAAGAAGAUACAAGAAUCCUGGAGAUGAAGAGAAAAAGAGAAACGGAGAAGGGGUCAGAGAUAAAAUAUGCCAUUGAAGAGCUUUCCUUGCUGAUCCAGCUCAAAACUAGUGAUAAUCAUGAUGCUGCUUAUAUACCCACAAGGCCAUUUUUAUAUGUCUGCAAUUUGGUUAUUCAAGUUCUUGAUAAGAUAGGCCCAACAAUGGCAGUUUUGAGACAAGACAUCAACCAGAAUGUUAAGAGAAUAGAGAUGCAAUGUGAUUCUGAUUCUUCUCUAUACUCAAAUUUGGUGGAUAUUUUGAAGAAAGAGGCCGAUGAUGGCAAUGCAAGAAAAGGAACCAGCUGUAGUAAAGCCUUCGUUUGGCUCACCAGAUCCUUGGAUUUUACUGUUGCUUUGUUACAAAGAAUAGUGAAGGAUCCUGGUCAGGAAAUGGAGGAAGCUGUGAAAGAGUCUUACAAUAUCACUCUGAAGCCUUGGCAUGGAUGGAUUUCAUCUGCUGCAUAUAGAGUAAUUGUGGCUCUUAAAUUAAUUCCUGAUACCAAAACCUUCAUUGAUCUCCUUAAGCCAAAAGAUGAAAACAAUGACACACUUACAGAGGAUAUGGAAACCUUCAUUUCACUACUUGUUCCUGUUCUAGAAGAGAUUUACUCUAUUCUGACAUUGUACAGGUUGGAUAAGCUGAAGUCUACCUAAGGAGAAAACACAGAAUCAAAGCACAACAUACGUACAAAGUUUUGUUUUAUACAAAACCUAUAGUUUUCUUCAACUUCAUUUCCUUUUAGUGUAAAUAUGAAUUCUAUGAAUAGCUACAUGGAGAAUUUGGUGUGGGAACUAAUUUUUCGCUUCUCAUACAAAAGUCUGAUGACCACAUCAUCCUCUGCUCUGAACAAAAUGCAUUUUCGUGAGACUUGGUAGGCUAACCAAGUAAAAGUGCUGUAAUUUAUAUUUAUUACAAUGUUAUUCAGAGGCCUAAUGAAGUGAAACCAGUCAAUGGCA
Messenger RNA from Hevea brasiliensis (rubber tree), 1128 nucleotides. RefSeq names its product glycolipid transfer protein 3. Gene Ontology annotation, molecular function: ceramide 1-phosphate binding; ceramide 1-phosphate transfer activity. NCBI's taxonomy places the organism in Eukaryota, Viridiplantae, Streptophyta, Magnoliopsida, Malpighiales, Euphorbiaceae. Gene Ontology annotation, biological process: intermembrane lipid transfer; ceramide transport. Bases 157 to 825 code for a protein of 222 amino acids. Gene Ontology annotation, cellular component: cytosol; cytoplasm; membrane. The record is from RefSeq and is a predicted model, not a curated record. The transcript has 6 exons.